Messenger RNA from Parus major (Great Tit), 3569 nucleotides. RefSeq names its product TNF receptor associated factor 1 (gene TRAF1). The record is from RefSeq and is a predicted model, not a curated record. Gene Ontology annotation, molecular function: tumor necrosis factor receptor binding; ubiquitin protein ligase binding; zinc ion binding. Gene Ontology annotation, cellular component: plasma membrane signaling receptor complex; cytoplasmic side of plasma membrane. The coding region runs from base 503 to 2176 and encodes 557 amino acids. The transcript is spliced from 12 exons. NCBI's taxonomy places the organism in Eukaryota, Metazoa, Chordata, Aves, Passeriformes, Paridae. Gene Ontology annotation, biological process: positive regulation of JNK cascade; tumor necrosis factor-mediated signaling pathway; protein K63-linked ubiquitination.
AAUCUUUGCUGCACUCUAAGAAGGCUUUGCAGACAUUAGAGAACUCUGGUGUUUCCCCGCUGCCUUGGAGGGUGAGGCACAGGGGGCUCCCCGGGCGCGGUUUCCCGGCGGUGGAGGCUCGGUCCCGGCCCUGGGGCAGGGGCUGUCACCGCGCUCUGGGCAGCCUGGACUUUCUGUCUGAGUCGCCGCUCGCCAUGGCAGACCCAGCUCCGCUUUCAGGAACCAGCCACCAGAUUCUCCAUUUCAGCUGGCCCGGGGGAAUUUGCGCCGCGGGGCUUUUCCUCAGCCCGUUCCCCGUGCCCGCUGUCCCCUGCCCGGGACAGCGCCGGUGCCCCGAGCAGGGGAAGCCCCGCUCCCUCCGGCCCCCGGGCGCGGCUCGGGCUCCCCGCUCCUCCCGCCGGAGCGAGGCAGCAUCGCCGAAAUCCAGGCGAGCCUCCCGGCCGCAGCUCCGGUACCGCGGUGAGCGCCCGCCCGGGGCCGCCGGGCUCAGUGCUCGCUUCAGAUGGCUGAGAACACCCCCAGGAGCCUGCAGGACACCCCGGGCUCUUCCCCUGAUGAAAACGAGUUUCCCUUCGGGUACCCCACCAACAUUUGCGAGGAUGUGCCUGGUCAGAAGUUCCUGUGCAGUAACUGCAAUAACAUCCUGAAGCAAGCCCUGCAGACGCUGUGUGGGCACAGGUACUGCUCUGCCUGCCUCGCCUGGAUCGUCAGAAACAAUAAAACUGCAAUUUGCCAGAAAUGUAAAGAGGAAGAUCCCAACACUUUAGGUGAGGAAAGCCUAUUGGCAGAAGAAAGGGCUUUUGGUGAUGCUGCCAUUAAUAAAGAGAUUUCUGAACUCAGAGUCCACUGUGUGACCCUUGGGUGCAGCUGGUCUGGUAUCAUGAAAGAUUUUGAAGAGCAUCAGAGUUUAUGUGAAUAUGCUUUGAUCCCUUGUCACACUGGCUGUGGGCACGUGGUGAUGAGAAGGAAGCUGGCAGAUCACUUGGAAAAUGGAUGUGUCAAUAAUGUGACAGUGUGUCAGCAGUGCCAGCGCAGCCUGCCCAGCUCUGAAUUCCAGGAGCAUUCAUGUGAAGGCAGUUUGUGCAAGGAACAAAAACCUGUGCAAGCAGAAACAGCAUCAAAGGAAAAGAGCCACUCUACAUCAUCAGCCAGCAAGGAUGGGUGUUGUUUUUCUGAAGUUGGCUGUGCAUUUAGGGGAAGCAAAGAGAAGCUAAAGGAGCACGAGAAGUCCUCAGUGGGGGCCCACAUGCUGCUCCUGCUGCAGCACAUCAGGCAGCUGCAGGGAACCUUGAGCUCUGCUGCCAGAGCUGCACAGGGCUUCACCCCACAGCCACAGCUGGACUUGAGGAGCUCGGGAAAAAGCAUCUCUGACCUGCAGAUCCCAGCAGGGCUGGAAUUCAGCAGGGAUCCAGAACUGGACUGUUUCCCUGGGUCCUCUGUUCCUGAAGAUCAGUCUGUCCUGCAGCAGCUCAUGAGGGAGAAGGUGAUUUCUGAGCUGGAAAAUAAACUGCAAGUCUUUGAGAACAUUGUGGCAGUGCUCAAUAAGGAGGUGGAGAGCUCUAAUUUGGAAAUCCUGGCCUUCAGGAGACAGAGUGAACUGGACCAGAACAUAAUACGGAGCCUUGAACUGAAGAUUUCAGAGUUGCACCGGUGCCUGACGCAGAAGGACGCGGGCCUGAGCAGCCUGCACAAGAGCCUGGUGUUCUCUGAGCAAGCCUCCUACGAUGGGAUCUUCCUCUGGAAAAUCACAGACGUUGGCAGGAAGCUCCAGGACUCUGUGACUGGCAGGACAGUCAGUUUCUACUCCCCAGCUUUCUACACUGCGAAAUAUGGCUACAAGGUGUGUCUGAGGGUGUACCUGAACGGGGAUGGCACAGGGAAAGGAACCCACAUGUCCCUGUUCCUCGUUGUCAUGAAAGGAGACUACGACGCUUUGCUCCCGUGGCCUUUCCGGCACAAGGUGACAUUUAUGUUGCUUGACCAAAAUAACAGGGAACAUGUAAUCGAUGCCUUUCGCCCAGACCUGACUUCUGCUUCCUUCCAGAGGCCGGUGAAUGACAUGAAUGUGGCCAGUGGCUGCCCCAUGUUCCUGCCCUUGUCCAAACUGCAGUCCCCCAAACACGCCUACGUGAAGGAGGACACGCUUUUCCUCAAGUGCAUCAUAGAAACCAAUUAGCAAAUCCUGAAAUAUGCUUGGCUGGGGAGGUCAUUUGCUGGAUGUCAGUAGAUUAUGAGGAAAAAAGCAUCCCUUUGAGCCCUUGUGUUAGUUUGUGUGUCCAGAAAAUCCCCAGAGCCUGUGCCUGCACCCCCUGAGCCCGCUGGAGAUGUCCCAGUGCAGCAGCUGCUGGGAUUAUUUCACCAAACCAGACAAUUCUCGUGGUUUGGGUGUCACUCACAUCCCCCCACACUGCUGGGGAAGGGGCUGCUCCUGCUCACAGCUGGCCCAGCUGUGGCUGCACUUCUGCUGGGCAGGGACUGGGCUGGAUUCCCUGCCCAGGGAGGGGCUGUGGGAUCAGGUGAGGGAUUGGGGCUGGAUUCCCUGCCCAGGGAGGGGCUGUGGGAUCAGGUGAGGGAUUGGGGCUGGAUUCCCUGGGUCUGUGGGUGCAGGUGAGGCUGAGCUGCCCCAUCCUCAGGCAGUUCCCAGCCAGGGCAGCUCCUUUCCUGGGAGCUUUGGGGUGAGCCUGCAGCCCCAGGGGGAGCCUUGGCUGCUCUCCAGGAGGAAGAGGAGCAGAUUCCUCCCCCCAGGCCCAGGUCAGGUGUCUCUGUGCUUGCCCAUGACCUUGGAAGCCCAGAGCUGUGGCCAGAGCUGUGGUUCCUGACCCCAGGGAUUUAUUUCUUGCUAUUUAUUCCAGACCUCUAUUGAUGAGCUCUGUGAGAUGUUGUGUUGUAUCAGUAGACAGGGCCUGGGUUACGCUGUGCCUUGGGGGAAUUACCUCUGGGAUUUCCAAAGGAGCCCUUGGAUGUGGAUACAGAGCUCUGGGAAGGCCCCCUCAGUGCUCUGGUUCAGUGUCCAGUCACUUCCUGGACCUUCAAGGCAGAUGACUUAUUAGAAAUUAUUGCUUUUUAUUUUUUUGCUUAAUCUGCCUUGAUGUUUAAGGGGUUUUUGCAUGCUAAAAUACAAGUAACUGCUAGAAAUUGUUUUAUUCUUUUUGGGUCUUCUUAUUAGAGGGUUUUUUUUUAAUAAGUGCAAGAAGCCUGGGAUUAUCUGGAUGUGUGCAGAAUCUCUCACUUCUGUCUUGGCAACAGCCUUUAAAAUAAUUAGUUGUGAUGAAGCAUCACAUUUCAAAAACACCCACCCCAUAAACAAAUAUUCAUCAAAGCUUGCUUGGGAAGGAACUGGAUAUUCUGUGUGUCUUUUCCUCUAUUCCAUCUUUCAAAUGUUCUUUCAGGGACACAAAGUGAUUUUCCCAGCAAUGUGCCAGCCCCUGUCACCACACUGGAGUAAUUCACCUAAAUAUAUUAUGCUUUUCCUGUCUGUAUCACUUUGACAAGUGCUGUAUUUAUUACAAUCAUUCCUAUUUUCUUACAAUUUUAUUUAUUUCCUAAAUAAAGCUCACUAACUUAAGAAA